This is a messenger RNA of Paralichthys olivaceus (Japanese flounder), 1257 nucleotides long. It is a transcript of the gene nup35, whose product is annotated as nucleoporin 35. Gene Ontology annotation, biological process: nuclear pore organization; NLS-bearing protein import into nucleus. Gene Ontology annotation, cellular component: nuclear pore nuclear basket; nuclear pore central transport channel; nuclear membrane. The record is from RefSeq and is a predicted model, not a curated record. Gene Ontology annotation, molecular function: structural constituent of nuclear pore; phospholipid binding; nucleic acid binding. Lineage: Eukaryota; Metazoa; Chordata; Actinopteri; Pleuronectiformes; Paralichthyidae.
GCCUCUUGACAUGACGCAGUCUAAAUGUGCCGGAAGUCGUUGUGUUAGCUGCGGUGCUCCCACUUUCCCUCCACGUCUCCAGCUUCUCUGAAACAAACAGCUCCACCAGAUAUCAAACCUGUGGAACUCACCGGGUGUUGUCAGCUUCAGUUCAUCAGCUUCAUCGUCACCAACCGUGAGCUUCUGGGACACUUAGUAGCAGCCUAGCACUUAGCUUUGCUAGCCGCAUUAGCCUGCUAACUGGCUAGCUCUGUGCCCGGCGUCAUUUCCUACUUUUGAAAAUCGCGGCCUGAAAGAAGAAGCAGAGAAGAUGGAGCUUCAAGUGGGAACUGAACCAAUGACCCUGGGCUCGCCCACCUCUCCGAAGCCCACCUCCGGAGCUCAGUUCCUGCCCGGCUUUUUGAUGGGCGACCUGCCAGCUCCGACUACUCCGCAGCCACGCCCCUUCAGCCUCUCCAUGCCCAUCCUGGAAAGCACAGGAGGAGGAGGAGGUUCUGCCCCUCAGCCGGUUGUUCCCACCCCCAAAGAUAAAAGCGGAGCCCCCCCUGUCCGCAGUAUCCGUGAUGACCUGGUUACUAUAGCAACGCCCCUCAAUGCUCACAGACAGUCUUUCCCAGUCAUGCAGUCCCCUCUGUCCGCACGUCAGGCCUCAACUCCAGGAACAGGAGCAGGAGCAGGCGUGCAGCAGCUGUGUCUGUCUCCAGCUCAGGUGGAUCCGUUUUACAGUCAGGGAGAAUCUUUAUCAUCAGACGAUCAGCUGGAUCAGACCUGGGUCACCGUCUUUGGUUUCCCUCCAGCUUCAGCCUCCUACAUCCUGCUGCAGUUCGCUCAGUACGGAAACAUCCUGAAACACACGAUGGCGUCUCCUGGUAACUGGAUGCACCUUCAUUAUCAGUCCAGGCUUCAGGCCAGGAAAGCUCUGUCGAAGGAUGGAAAAGUGUUCGGUGAUGCCAUCAUGGUGGGAGUGAAACCCUGUAUAGACAAGAGUGUGAUGGACAGCAGCGAAGCCGUCUCCCCUCCCCUCUCCUCUGCCCUCCCCUCCACUCCUCGCUCGGCCAUCAGACCGCUCAGCGCCGCCUACAGGAGCUCCAGCAGCGACUACCAGGUGGUAGCAGACAGACAGACGCCCAGGAAGGACAACAGCAUAGUCUCCAAAGCGAUGGAGUAUAUGUUCGGCUGGUGACGUUUCACGGUGCAUUAUGGGAUACAGCCGCCUCGUGGGAGAAAGGAGAAUCACUGUGUGUGUGUGUGUGUGUG